Molecule: messenger RNA, 10898 nt
Organism: Saccostrea echinata
Lineage: Eukaryota; Metazoa; Mollusca; Bivalvia; Ostreida; Ostreidae
Product: sushi, von Willebrand factor type A, EGF and pentraxin domain-containing protein 1-like
Exons: 35
Coding region: 16-10785 (3589 amino acids)
Molecular function (GO): calcium ion binding
Source: RefSeq, a predicted model, not a curated record
GCUCUGUGUUUGGCAAUGUAUGUUUCCUCAUGGACCUGGAACAUAUUCUAUUUGUGUGUAGUCUUUCCCUGUUUUUAUAAUGUGUCCAUUUCUCUGAACGACGAUGACAGCGAUGAUAUAAGCAAUGAAUCAGUUUAUAUUCGGACAGAAGAAGAAAUCGCUUCCAAGAGUAAGGUGGACUCUCUAGGUCCAGUCUUAAAGCGUCAUAUCCAGGCUCUACGCCAAGUCAGCAACAAAAAAGUGGACAUUGUAUUUCUAGUGGACAGCUCCGCCAGUGUGGGACCACGGGACUUUAAUUAUGAAAUUAAAUUCGUCCGGAAGCUGCUGGCAGACUUCACGGUCGAUACUAACCAUACAAGAGUUUGUGUGAUCACGUUUUCCUCCAAAAAGCGCGUGCUUCGGCAGAUUGAUUAUGUAGGUCAGCCUUUAGUAGAUAAGAACAAGUGCACUCUGUUAGAGGAGGAUGUUCCUAGCAUCCGAUACGUGGGGGGAGGGACCUACACCCUGGGUGCAUUCCUAGAAGCCAAGAAGGUACUAAGUACGUCGAGGUCAAACUCAGAAAAAGCCAUUUUCUUGGUGACAGACGGAUUUUCUAAUGGAGGCGACCCUAGACCGGAAGCCAAAUAUCUUCGCGACAAAGGUGUCAAAAUAUUCACAUUUGGCAUCCGGAAUGGAAACGUCCGGGAACUGGUCGACAUGGCAUCUGAGCCCAAAAAUGAGACUUCUUAUAUUCUGGACAGCUUUGAGGAGUUUGAAGCUUUAGCACGACGUGCCCUGCAUGAAGAUUUAGGUGCUGGAUCCUAUGUAGCGCAGCCCAUAGACAAAUGUCACCAUCUUUGUAUCGAUAGAUCGCCAUGCUGUGACCAGAGAGCAACAUGUCGCUGCGGUACACAUACGGGUAACUUUGAGUGCGUCUGCCGGGAAGGCUUCUAUGGAACAGGACUCUACGGAGAAUGUUAUCCCUGUCCUUCUGGUACUUACAAAGACGAACGUAAACUGGGCGACGAAUCCACGUGUAAGAAAUGCCCGGAUGAGAACCAGUCAACACAGACCGGGGCUACUCAUGUAAGUCAAUGCUCCUGUAAGAAGGGCUUCCGGACCUUUAAUGGGACAGGGUGCUCAGUCCUGCGCUGUCCUGAGUUAAAGAGACCUAAGAACGGCUACUUCGUCAAUGAUUACUGCGACAGUGUAUUUAAUGCGGCUUGUGGCAUCAAGUGUAAACCUGGGUACGAGCUCCGGGGAAACAGUCUCAGGAUUUGUCAGGAAGACGGCCACUGGUCUGGGGAGACCGCAGAGUGCGUCAUGAAAACGUGCCCUCCUCUACCCAAACCAAAACAUGGGAAUAUGAUAUGUGACCACGAUGAUUUCUCGUUCUCCACGGUGUGUCGGUUUACAUGCGAUACAGGAUAUAAACUGGUGGGCUCCAGGAAGCGAGAGUGUCUAGCCAUAGCGUACUGGACAGGGAUCCCUACGCGCUGUAAAGAGAUCACAUGUCAGCCCCUGCCUCAGGUACGGGAAGGAGUGGUGAAGCCUCUGGACUGCACUGCGAAUGAAGUGUCAUUCGGAACCAUAUGUCAGGUGGAGUGUGCUCCCGGAUACUCUCUGGAGGGACCGGAGAGAAAGCAAUGUACACCGGAAGGAAUGUGGGCCCCUGAAUCCUUUGGCGAGAUGAGUCGCUGUGAAGACAAGUCCCCGCCCAAUUUGUUUUGUCCUGCUGAUAUCCAGCAAAUAGCACCAGAUGACGACAAUACUGUAGAAAUCAUGUGGCAGCCCCCGCUAGCGCUGGAUAAUUCCGGAUUGAUCCCGAUCCUAACAGUGGUUCCCGCCGUGGAACCACCUAAACGUUUCCCUAUUGGUGUGACGUACGUGAAGUAUAUUGCGGAAGAUCUGAGUGGGAAUAGAGAAAAGUGCAGGUUCUCGGUCGUUAUCAGGGAUGUAACACCGCCAAGGGUUGAUAGCUGUUUUUCACCAAAUCCAUUUGUGUCAUCCACGUUUUAUGCGGAGGUAAUCUGGGAUGAACCUCAGUUUAGCGAUAACUCUGGAGAGACCCCGAGAGUGGAAAGGACACAUGCACCUGGAUUGUUUCCUCGGGGUCUUACCAUAGUCACAUACCGAGCAUUUGAUGAAAGUGGCAAUAAUAACACGUGUGAACUAGAAAUACAAGUUAUACCACACCCCUGUCAAUAUCCCCCUGAGCCAGUUAACGGAGAGCGACACUGCUAUGAGACCACGGAGGGGGUGUAUUGUAAUGUCACAUGUAAUGAGGGGUUCGCUUUUGCUAUCAAUCCUGCUGACGUUUACUUCUGUGCUUAUGACAAUAUAUGGACUCCCAUAGAGAAAAUGCCCAUCCCAGACUGCUCAGUACAAACGGUGACUAACAGUAUAGAGCUACCCGCUUCUGUAACCUAUAUUUCUAACGUCCCAUGCCGAGAUCAUCUGGUUCUGAAUCAGAUGCAAAAUAACUUCUUCAUCACACUCUCUGGCUUCAUAAAUGGUUUGUGUGAUGAGAACAUGAUCUGCGAGGUGGAUGACGUAGAUGCGACAUGUGAAGAAGAAGUGGAAGAUUUUAACAGAAUUAAGAUCAUCCUUGAUAGAAAGCGUCGAGAUAUUGUCCGAAUUAUCUCCAAAGAAUCCGGAAAAGAUGCUAAGAUAUCUGAUAGAGAGGUGGAGAGCUCUAUCACGUUUGAUUUCCUGGUCAGAGGCCAAUACCGAAGUCCGGUGAACCCCGGGAAAACCGUUAAAGAAAGCCAGAAGGUGGUGACGGAACGACUUAAGGGGGUUCUGACUACGGUGAAGACUGAAGGUAGUGGGGGGAUGCUGGACUUGACAGUGGGAGGCACUAAGGCUAAGUUCGCUAAUCUGACGGUCAGUAGAACAGGUCCGCAGUACAAAUGUAAGGAGGGCGGCGUGCUAGUCAACACUUCAUGUGUGAAAUGCCCCGUGGGGACGUUCUUUAAUGUGGUUUUGGAGUCUUGUUCCGGGUGCCCUGUAGGGACGUACCAGCCGCUAGAGGGCAGUGUGUCGUGUCUGGUGUGUCCUGUCAACACAACCACCGACCACAACAACUCUAAAUCUCAGGAAGAAUGCAAAGCUCAGUGUUUACCCGGAACCUACUCCAAAGACGGUCUGGAGCGAUGCGCCACCUGUGAGAUAGGGUUUUAUCAGACUGAUUACGGACAGACCUCGUGUAGAAAAUGUCCACCGGGGACCACAACAAAACGCCGUGGAGCAAGGAUCAUAGAGAAAUGUGAAGAACCCUGUGAGCCUGGAUUUGUGUCCUCUUCUGGUCUUAAGCCAUGUUUCCCGUGCCCUAAGGGAACCUACCAGUCAGAUACGGGUCAGACUGCUUGUUUUGAGUGUCCAGGGAAAACGCUGACGCAAUCCAUAGCUUCCACUGAAGUUACUGACUGCAGUGGUUCACAGAAUCCCAGCAGUAAUCGUCUCCAGGCAGAUGAGCCGGCGGACGUUGUUGUGUUCAAUGCUUGUUUUGAGAACCCUUGUCAUAAUGGAUCCACAUGUCGAGCUCGACCUUUUGGGUAUACAUGUGACUGUGCCCCAGGGUACAAAGGAAUAAAUUGUGACGUCAGAAUUAAUCACUGCGAAGGAGCCCCCUGCCUGAAUGGUGGAACCUGUAACAAUCACCUUACUAACUAUAGCUGCGACUGUUCCACGGGGUUCAGGGGAGAUAAAUGCGAGGUGAAUGUUGAUGAUUGUGCUUCGAUGCCAUGUGAGAACAAUGGGACAUGUCAAGAUCUGGCCAAUGGCUUUACUUGUAGCUGCCCUGCGUUUUUCAAAGGACCCACGUGCAAUGUUACAGUGGACUUCUGUACGCCUUCACCCUGCCUCAAUAAUGGCAUUUGUCACCCUAGUUUGGGGGGAUACACAUGUUCGUGUCCUAGUGGGUUUCGGGGAACGAAUUGUGAAAUCAACCAUGACGAGUGUGAUAGUGGACCGUGUCAGAAUGGCGGAUCAUGUGAGGACGGAAUAGCAACUUACCGGUGUCAAUGUUUAGUGGGUUUUACUGGAGACCAGUGCGAAGUAAACAUAGACGACUGUGAUCCGGACCCGUGUGUGAAUGCCACCAGGUGCGAGGACGGGGUGAACCGUUUUACAUGUCACUGUUUAAAGGGAUUCAUAGGGGACCGCUGUGAAAGAGAACUGGAAGUGGAGUAUUUGCUGGAUUUUCCUUUUGCUGGCACGUUUAAUUAUACUGCAGCUACGAUUGAACGCGACCUGACAUCAGUUUCAGUCUCUUUUUGGAUGAAAACAAGUGACACCACUAACCAGGGGACUCCAUUUUCUUACGCCUCAGACUCCAACAUGGACAAUGCUCUCACCAUGACCAGCUACGACGGCUUUGUUCUAUAUGUAAAUAACCAGCAAAAGACGACAGAUGUCAUAGCAAAUGAUGGCAAGUGGCAUCAUCUAGUGUUCACGUGGUCUUCUAGUCAUGGGGCGUGGAAAAUCUACAUUGACGGAGUGGUUUGGGACUCUGGGUUUAGCUUUGCAGCGGGUCAUACUAUUAAAGGUGGUGGUAAGUUUGUGAUAGGACAGGAGCAGGAUAAGGACGGGUCGUACAACAGCGCAGAGUCCUUUAUAGGGCAGAUCACCCACCUUAAUGUCUGGGACAGGGAACUGACCUUCGACGAGAUCAACUCCAUGAGAACGUCAUGUCGGAAGUUUAUUGGGAAUGUGAUCGCGUGGCCCGACAUACAGACGGGAUUACAUGGUUCUUUAAAACCGGAACCUUCAAAUUUCUGUCGAGGCUGUCCGGUCCCGGUUAGACCUAUCUACGGACAUGCUGCAUUCUCCUCUACAGAACCUGGGGCCACGGUCAAGUACUCGUGCUUACCAGGGUUUAAUUUCUUGGAUCGGGACACCAGACAGUGUCUAGUGACGGGGGAGUGGAGUGGGAGGGAUCUCCAAUGUCAACGUGUAUACUGUGGGUUUCCACAACGAAUACGAAACGGCUUCAUUGACGGGAGAGACUAUUAUUACGAAAGCACUGUCAGAUAUAGGUGUGACAACAACUACAGACUCAAGGGGUCCGAAAGGCUGUACUGUAACGAGAACGGCACGUGGGAGGGGGAAACGCCCACCUGUGAAGAGAUAACGUGCCAAUUACCUUUGUUGUCUGGAAAUACCAUACCGUCCAUCAAUAAACAGCAUUACAGGACCGGAGAAACGGUAAACUUCAGUUGUAAAGAGGGAUACAAGCUUUUAACAGACCACGAUUUUGUCUCGUGCCAGAAGGAUGGCACAUGGGAUCGGAGCGUUCCUACGUGUGACCCCCAGACUUGCAAAACUAUUCCACCGAUUAACAAUGGGGAAGUUUCAUCCAUAAAAGAUGAAUACUCUGUCGGUCAUAUUCUGACCUUUACAUGUGACUACGGGUACCGAUUGUCCGAUACAAAUCCAACAGGACGGAUCAGCUGCUUACCGAAUGGUCAGUGGGAAAGCAAUGUUCCGCAGUGUGAAAUAGUCACGUGUCCAAACCCGCCAUCUGUGCUGAAUGCAAUGGCUGACUUAGACGGUUUGACUUUCCUAAGUUCUGUUACCUAUACCUGUAAAACGGGUUAUGAACUUGUGGGAGAGACGGAUAUACUUGAGUGUGUAGAGGACGGGACCUGGGAUCCACUACCUCCAGAAUGUGUUCCGGUAGAAUGUGGAGAUCCCGGUUUGAUUGCUAAUGGAGAUGUUCUCGCACCCAUGUAUACGUUUGGUAGUUUAGCAUCCUAUAGAUGUAACCCAGGUUAUUUUCUAAGUGGAAACAAUACACGAAAAUGUGAGUCUGAUAAGGAGUGGAGUGGUGAAGCACCGACCUGCUCUCCUGUCUCUUGUGGUCAGACGGAUAAUAUUGAAAACGGAAUUUAUGAGCAAAAUGGAAAUACAUUUGGAAGUAUUGCCACGUAUGGAUGUUUACCAGGUUACGAUUUACAUGGAAUUGCAGAACGUACCUGUGAAGCAAAUGGCCUCUGGUCUGGUUCGCCACCCGGAUGUACCAAGAAGGAAUGUGGUGCCCCUCCAAUCAUGAACCACGGUCAGCAGAGAUCAAGUGGUGUGUACUAUCAAGACACUGUAACUUAUUCAUGUGAAUUAGGAUACAGGUUGAACGGUGUCGAUACACUACACUGUGGAACCAGAGGACGAUGGGAGCCGUCCCCACCACUAUGUGAGGAAAUCACGUGUCCGACACCGGAAACUAUACAGUAUGGUAAUUACACUCUUACUGGAAAAGUAUUUGGUUCAAUAGUAGAUUAUUUCUGUUUACAAGGGUAUAAACUUGCGACUGAAUCAGCCAGGGUGUGUCAACCAGACGGGACAUGGUCAAGUAGUCUACCAUCUUGUGUUGCUGAUGAAUGUCCUCCGCCAUUGCCGGUUGAAAACGGAAAAUUUGAUUUCAAGGAUAGGCAGCUUGGUUCUGUAGUGCUGUAUUCGUGCAAUCCAGGAUAUAAACUAGUUGGAAGUGAUGUUCGCCGAUGUGUAAAUUCAUUAACAUGGAGUGGUAACGAACCAGUCUGUGCGCCAAAGUCUUGCAUGGAACCGGAAGAUAUUACGAAUGGAAGGAGAAAUGCGUCUGGUUUGUUGUACAACGCCAUUGUAACCUAUGAGUGUGAUGCUGGAUAUCUCCUAAGGGGUCCUUCAAAACGUACAUGUCAGUCCUCAGGUGCCUGGUCAGGAACAGCUCCAACAUGUGAAAUCGUUGUUUGCGACACUCCCUCUAAAGUGACCUCUAAUGGCAGAAGUUUUGGAAACUCGUCAACAUACAAUUCGGUCGUUACAUACGAAUGUGACCCAGGGUACAAUUUGAACGGGGCUAAGAGUAGACGUUGUCUCGCUAAUGGACAAUGGGAUUUUGAGAUACCUAUAUGUGAAGUGGUUCAAUGCCCUCGUCCUCAUCUUUCAAAUGGAAUUUUCUCAAAUUUCAAGACAGAAUAUUUAUCUAACGUAACCUUUCAGUGUCGCUCUGGUUAUGUAUUGUUCGGUGCUUCAAAAAGAACGUGUUUAGAAAGUGGUUUAUGGAGUGGACAAAGCCCUAUUUGUGUGAAAAGGAAAGAACCACCAGUUGUAGAAUAUGCUACAGUGUUAAGUAAUGGCAACUCUGUUAUAUAUUCGUGUCUUUAUGGUUAUAAAAUGGUUGGGAACACAAAUCUUCAGUUUGAUUCAGACGGGCGGUGGCAUGGAGAUAAACCUGAAUGUGUGCCGAUAGAAUGUAAUGCAACUAGCCUAAACAUAGAUAAUUUUGCGCAUGGAAUUGUCGAAUUUGAAAAUAUUACACUGGGAAGUACAGCUGAGUAUCGAUGCGAAAGAGGGUAUGAACUCCUCGGAGAUGCAACUCGCACCUGUUUAUUCAAUGGCUUUUGGAGUGGAUCUAAUCCCAUUUGUAAUAUUGUUUUUUGCCCAGGUAAUUUUGAAAUACAGCAUGGUAGUAUUUCUGGAACAGCUUAUCAUUUCAACGCAUCUUUACGUUUUGCUUGCAUGCCUGGUUAUCAAUUAGUUGGAGACGAGGUAAUAACUUGUCUAGAAAACUCUUCAUGGAGUGGAUCUAAUCCGAGAUGUGAGAGAAUAACUUGCCCAGCGCCAAGAGGAUCGGGUGACCCCUCUGUCUCCUUCAACACUCUGACUGUAGGUAGUACCGUUGAAUACCGAUGUUCUCAAACACACAAGCUAAUCGGAGAAUCUUCUAGAACCUGUCUACCCACAGGACAAUGGUCAGGACAAGCGCCAUCUUGUCAAAUAAUUCAGUGCAAAACUCCAUCUUUCGUAAAUGGCCGAGUUAACGUCAAUUCAAACACUUUAGGUGGGUUCAUGACGUACGCUUGUGAUGAAGGCUAUCGCUUGGAGGGCAUUUCAUGGAGAUUCUGUACCAGUAAUGAAACAUGGAGUGGAACGGAACCAUCAUGUAUAGCCAUUAAAUGUUCACCUCCAAGGUCCAUUGAUAACGGGAUGAUUCUGGAUAACGGCAGGACAGAGUUCUUUUACGGUGAUAUGGUGCGGUAUAAAUGUACGGAAGGCUACGUAAUGCAGGGAGGAGACACGGAUCACAUCUGUCAAGGUUCCGGAUCCUGGUCUGGUAGCCUACCUACGUGUGUUUCUGUGGCGUGUGGGUCAGUCCCAUACAUACCUCACUCGCGGACAACACUGCUGAAUGGGACUAUGAUCUAUAACUCUGUUGUUAAGUACACUUGUGCUCAGGGAUAUAAAAGUCAGAGUGGCGCUAUUGACAUCAGUAAAUGUCAACCAAACGGAGCUUGGUCGGUGGUUACCAUUUCUUGUUCUAUAGUUCAUUGUCCAGCGUUCCCAUCGAUUGCCCACGGAACUGUAGUUGGAAAGGAUGUAGCCUAUGGUAGUCGAAUUUCAGUUGUUUGCGAUAACGGAUUUUCACUCGUUGGCGAUAGCCAGAUAAGAUGCCUUUCUAAUGGAAGUUGGAGCAUCACACAAACUCCUCGCUGCCAGCAAAUCCUCUGUCCGACACCGGAGUCCACUUUGAACGGAAAUGUGUAUUUUACCGAUAUAACAGUCGGUGUGACUAUAAACUACACGUGUAACACUGGAUUUAAACUGAUUGGUGACAAUCAAAGAAGAUGCUCCCAGACAGGUGAAUGGACGGGAAGCGUUCCAGUAUGUCAAGAGCAAGUCUGCGGGGAACCUCCAGUUUUCCCAAAUGCUGUCAUUUCCGUUAAUCGAACAGAGUACCCAGUGUCAGAAUCAGCUCAAUACUCAUGCCUACCUGGAUACACAAUGUCUGUACAGAGCACAACUCGGUGCAACAGUGUCGGAAUUUGGGAAGGGUCGGGUCCAUCAUGCACAAAAAUCAAAUGUGAACAGCCGAGGGCAUUUGAAAAUGGUAGAGUUCAAUAUAAUGACGUAUCUUUUGGCAGUAAAGUUACCUUCACCUGUAACGAAGGUUAUAUUCUUUCUGGGGCUAGUAGUAUGAGUUGUCUUGAAACUGGUAUAUGGAGUAGUUCCACUCCUAUUUGCCAACCCGUAAGUUGUCCAUCUCCUGCGUACGUGGAAAACAGCAUUGUUGUAGGCGACGUUUAUACCUAUGGAAAUAUGGUGACAUACAUUUGUAAUGAAGGAUAUGAGCAAAGUGGAGCAAGGGAUUUGAUUUGCCAGGCAGAUGGGACUUGGUCCAGCACUCCUUCACAUUGUCAAAAAGUUCAGUGCAGACCACCCCCAGCAAUAGCACACGCAAGAGUGAAGAGAAUAGACUUUUUCUUUAAGGAUAAGGUCACAUAUGAAUGUGAGGAAGGAUACAACUUGAUUGGUAAUGCAACCCUUCAGUGUGGUUUUAAUUCUAGUUGGUUAGGAGUGAAACCUCGUUGUGAAAUUAUAUCUUGUGGAGAUCCACCUGAAGUUACGCAUGCAACUUCUCACAUGACUAGACGAACAUACAAUGCCAUGACGACAUAUAUGUGUGAUUCAGGGUAUACAAGGAACGGAGAUCCGAUUGCCACGUGUACUGCAAAUGCAACAUGGGCUUUGAGCGCAGAUUUAAGUUGUGUUCCGGUAGACUGUGGGUUUCCUCCAAAUAUUUCUAACGCAGUUUCAGAUUUCGCAUCAACAACCUAUCUUUCUUAUGUCGUGUACCGAUGUAGUCAUGGGUACACUUUGCAUGGAAACAGCCGUGUUCAGUGUAGAGAGAUUGGAGUUUGGGAUACGGCACUCCCGGUGUGUUUGAUAGCCAAUUGUCCUCCGCCAGUUAUCUCUGGUAAUGUUAUCAUCAUUAAAGGAAGUUUCAGUGUUGGAGAUACUGUGGAAUUUGGCUGCAGUGAUGGUCACAUCAUUUCUGGAAACUCUCAGAGUACCUGUACUUCCAGCGGAAUGUGGAGCUCUAGUGUCCCUGUCUGCAAAAGAGUGCGAUGUCCUAUGCUGAGCCUGUCAGGAUCUGGUCUGUUACCAAGUGUCAACAAGGACGACUUUGUUUUCGGUGAUCACGUGUCUUUUACGUGUACACAGGGUUAUGUUAUUGUUGGUGGCACAAGACUUGAGUGUCAGUCUGAUGGCACCUGGAGCGGAUCUCUACCUACCUGUACACCACAAGCUGCAGCAGCUUGCCCCAUCGAGACAAGAAUCCCUAAUACACAAGAUUUCAGCCAACUAUUUCCGGUUGGUCAUACAAGAAUGGCGAUCUGUAAACCUGGUUAUGAGGAGGCAGGGAGUUUAGAGGUCACGUGUCAGGCAACUCGAAAGUGGUCGUCACCCAGCGGCUAUUGUAGAAAGCUGUUUUGCGGGAAGCCCCCUGUCACUGACAUGGUGAAUAUCAUCAGAGUCCGAGGGAGAUCUUAUUUCUACAAAGAUCAGGUCCGGUAUCAAUGUAGACCAGGCAUUCCACCAAUGAAAAUUCCUCCUGUCAUCACGUGCACUGAUACUGGCCAAUGGGAUGGCACAAUAGCAUGCUAUAUGCCGUGUAAAGGCGGAUGUAGGAACGGAGGGACAUGUCUCGGAUACCUUGGCUGCAAAUGUCCCGUAGGAUAUGGCGGGAAAAGAUGUGAAAGGGCUAUGUGUAUUCUGCCAUGUCUUCACCGAGGUCGUUGUGUGGCACCGUAUCAGUGCGCAUGUCCUCGUGGCUACACAGGUUCCCGCUGUCAGUCGGCCAUAUGUGACCCGCCCUGUGAGAACAGAGGAAUCUGUGAACAACCAAACGUCUGCCGAUGUCAGCAUGGUUUCCAAGGGCCACGUUGUGAAAGCUCGGAUCUCCGGACAUUUGAACGGGCAGCUCGAGCUCGUAAGUCGACAACCACCAGUACAACAGCAGCCCCUGGGUGGUCCUGGCGGUAGAGCGUUAUCUAGCGGUCACCUCUCAGUGCUGUGAAUGACAUUGCAUUUUACCAACAUUCAUUAUAGCUACAUGAUGAUUGCAUUUUCUAAAGAAAUAAAUCUACAACAUUUUA